Molecule: messenger RNA, 918 nt
Organism: Venustampulla echinocandica
Lineage: Eukaryota; Fungi; Ascomycota; Leotiomycetes; Helotiales; Pleuroascaceae
Exons: 2
Coding region: 1-918 (305 amino acids)
Cellular component (GO): nucleus; cytoplasm
Source: RefSeq, a predicted model, not a curated record
AUGGCAACAAAUGGUGUUGACGCCUCGUCUUUACCAACGAGUCCACCUAAAGAGGAGGGUCCUAGGAAAUUGAAGAUUUUAAUGCUCCAUGGCUACACACAAUCCGGCCCCCUCUUCCGCUCUAAAACCCGCGCGUUGGAAAAACUACUUCAAAAAUCCUUCCCUACAUCCAAAACGUCUCCCUAUCCCGGAGGUGUAGCCCUCCUCUACCCCACGGCUCCGAUCCAUCUCCAACCCGCCGACAUCCCAAACUUCUCGGGCACCUCUGAAACCACAGACGAGGCCAAAGAAGAGCUCGAUGCCUGGGGUUGGUGGACAAGAUCCUCCUCCCCUUCCUCGGCGGCCCCAUCCUCUGCCGAUGCAGACGUACGGUAUGAUGGACUAUCGGACGGCUUAGCAGUGAUAAAGGACACGAUCCUCGCCGCAGGAGGGGUAGACGGAGUUAUUGGGUUUAGCCAGGGUGGAUGCGCUGCACUGUUCGUUGCCUCAUUGCUCGAACCCUCCCGCUCUGCAUCAUUCUCUGCCCACAAACCAGAUGGGGUGGAUUACCCAGAAGGGUGGGCUGAACUCUUUAAAUUGCAAGAAUCGGUUACCGGAGGAGCAUUAAAGUUCGCUGUGUCGUAUAGUGGAUUCUACGCACCAGGUAGACGACACAUUCCAUUUUACGAACCUAAGAUUGGGACGCCGAGUUUGCAUUUUAUUGGCAGUUUGGACAGUGUUGUGGAUGAGACUCUGAGUACGGGGCUUGUGGACAGAUGCGUGGAGGGCAAGAGUAAAGUGGUAUAUCAUCCAGGCGGGCACUUUGUGCCCGUUGGGAAGGAGAUGGGCGCCGUGCUUGUGGGUUUUGUGAGAGAUUGCUGCGUGCAUAAGGAAGAGAAGAAAGAGGAGAGUGUGGAGGACAUGGAUGUCCCGUUUUGA